AUGUCAGAUAAAUUUGUUCCAUAUCAUUUACGUGAUAUUAACAAUCAUCCAGCUCAUUUCGAUGACAAUCAAAAAUCGAAUUGGAUAUGUACUGCAAAAAAGGCGAAGAAAAAUUAUCAAUAUCAACAACAAUAUCCAGCAUUUGAUAUACCAACAUCAUUUUAUGAAAUUAUAUAUAUUCAAACAAUAUCUCAACAAUUACAAUUUCUCGUCGUAUUAGUAGAAUUAGCACAUUUACCAUCACAUGAUACAUUAAUUUAUGUCCAAAUUAAACAAUUAUUUCGAUUGAUAUUUCAAUCAGAAAAUCAAUUAUAUUCGUGGAGACCACUAAGAGAAGACAUAUAUCCGGCUGUGAAUAAUGAAUUGUUCGAGUGGCCUAUUAAAUCAUCAAUAUUGGAUAUUCAACUUAAACUUAAUGAAUGGUAUAACUGGGCUCUAUCUCACUGCGAGGUAAGUAGCCCGUCCUUACUUCAGCAAAAUUUUCGUCAUGAUGACGUUAAUUCAAAUACAAAUAUUAAAGUACUCUCAAAAUGUACAUGUCAUGAUACAAGUCUUUAUUGUCCUGGAGAAAAAUGGGGACUUUAA
Molecule: messenger RNA, 585 nt
Organism: Rotaria sp. Silwood1
Lineage: Eukaryota; Metazoa; Rotifera; Eurotatoria; Philodinida; Philodinidae
Source: the annotation of a GenBank genome assembly